Phyllopteryx taeniolatus (common seadragon) is the source of this 3481-nucleotide messenger RNA. It is a transcript of the gene alpl, whose product is annotated as alkaline phosphatase, biomineralization associated. Gene Ontology annotation, molecular function: alkaline phosphatase activity. Lineage: Eukaryota; Metazoa; Chordata; Actinopteri; Syngnathiformes; Syngnathidae. The coding region runs from base 364 to 1959 and encodes 531 amino acids. Gene Ontology annotation, cellular component: plasma membrane. The transcript is spliced from 12 exons. The record is from RefSeq and is a predicted model, not a curated record. Gene Ontology annotation, biological process: dephosphorylation.
GUUUGGGAAUUGAGCCCGAGGUGAGCGAGAACAGUCGCUGUCGGUGCUUCCGUCUCGACACCGUCUGAAUUGGAAUGACUUUGCGGAAUGACUGGUGAAGCCAUGACCGAAGCGGCCUACCACGUGAUCUGCACCACUGCCCUGUCUGCUCUCCUGCUGCUGGCUGUGGUGGCUCUGCUCUGCCUCGUCAUGUGCCGGCUGGCUGGAUCGCUGCCUCUGGGCGGACCGGGCACCUUCUGAGUGGGGCAGAUUAGGUUCCUCGCCUCGUCAUCAUCAUCAUCAUCAUCAUCAUCAUCAUCAUCAUCAUCAUCAUCAUCAUCACCGAGAGAGAAAAAUAGACGAAUCUGUCACAUCAGCGACACCAUGAAGUGGAUAUUGCAGCUUGUCGUCAUCUGCUGCAGUCUCCUAGCUAUGCCGUCUUCGGUCCAAGGAAGCUUUCCUGAGCAAGAGAAGGAUCCCAAUUUCUGGAGAUCCUGGGCGCAACGGACCCUGAACAACGCACUGAUGCUGCAGCAGCUCAACCAGAACCGAGCCAAGAACCUCAUCAUGUUCCUCGGAGACGGGAUGGGCGUUCCCACGGUGACGGCCGCUCGGAUAUUGAAGGGUCAGCUGAGCGGACGCCCUGGAGAGGAGACUGUGCUGGAGAUGGACAAGUUCCCCUUUGUGGCUUUGUCCAAGACGUACAACACGGACGCGCAGGUGGCUGACAGCGCCGGCACGGCCACAGCCUUCCUGUGCGGCGUUAAGGCCAACGCGGGCACGGUGGGCGUGAGCGCCAAUGCCAUCCGCUCCCAGUGCAACACCAUGCGGGGCAACGAAGUCACCUCCAUCCUCAAGUGGGCCAAGGACGCAGGCAAGUCGGUGGGCAUCGUGACGACGACUCGCAUCAACCAUGCUACACCCAGCGCCGCCUACGCCCACAGCGUGGACCGAGACUGGUACUCGGACAACGAGAUGCCGGCUGAGGCGCUGCAGGCUGGCUGCAAAGACAUCGCCAGGCAACUGUUUGAAAAUAUCCCAAACAUUGAUGUUAUGAUGGGCGGAGGAAGGAAGUACAUGUUCCCCAAAAACACGUCAGACGUGGAGUAUCCCGACGUCGAGAAGCACAACGGCACGCGCAACGACGGUCGGAACCUGGUGCAGGAGUGGAUCGAUAAAACCAAGGACAAAAAAGGCCAUUACGUGUGGAACAAGUCUCAGCUCCUGUCGCUCAACCCUACCAAUGUCGAUUACUUACUAGGUCUCUUUGAACCGUCAGAUCUCACGUACGACUUGGAGAGGAACGCUGAAACCGAUCCGUCACUCACAGAGAUGGUGGACGUGGCCAUCAAGAUCUUGAGGAAGAACCCCAAUGGAUUCUUCCUGCUUGUAGAAGGCGGACGUAUUGACCACGGUCACCACAGCGGUCUGGCCAAGCUGGCUCUGUACGACGCCGUGGAAAUGGACCGGGCCGUUGGCCGAGCGGGCCUGCUGACCGGCAUCUCGGACACCCUGACUGUCGUCACCGCCGACCAUUCGCACGUGUUCAACUUUGGAGGUUACACGUUCAGAGGAAACAGCAUUUUCGGCUUGGCCCCCGAGCUGAGCGAUGUUGACCAAAAGCCCUUCACUGCCAUUGUGUAUGGCAAUGGACCGGGUUACAAGUUGGUCAACGGUGAACGGGAGAACAUCUCCACUGUCGACUUUGAGGACAUGCACUACCAUGCUCAGGCCGCCGUUCCUCUCAGCUCCGAGACCCACGGAGGCGAAGACGUGCCCGUGUUCGCCAAGGGCCCGCUGGCUCACCUGAUGCACGGCGUGCACGAGCAGAACUACAUCCCGCACGUCAUGGCCUACGCGGCCUGCAUCGGGAGCAACAAGGCGCACUGCGCCCACGGCUCUCCCAUUUUUGACGACGCCACACGUCCCGUCUUCUCCAGCGUCGUCGCCGCCCUGGCGGUCGCGUCAUUUCUGUGCUGACACAAAUGCGCCAUUUGGGAUUUUACAGCUGUUUUCUCUUGUUCUUCACACACGUAUGUCAAACAUAGCAUGAUAACUCCACACGUCGUGGAGGUUGCCACACAAUUUCCCUCUGGAGUACCUGUGGCAUGCGCUAUAGCAGUGUUUCCCAACCUUUAUUGAGACUACGUACGUAUUCCACAUUCCAAAAAAACUCCCAACACUCCGACACUGAUCUAUUCUCAAUUUACUCAAACAUUGACUUACUUGGGUGUGAAAUCUGGGUCUGUUAAGUACAGCACAAAGCAAUUCUGUCUCAUGAAAGGCAACAGCUGGAUCCAACUGUUCUUUCGAGCACUAUAUGUUGCUGGCAUAGAUAGAUGAUCAAAGACAAAAUAUCUCACAAGAGUGAGAACACACUUUGCAAUUUAGUAAAGAUUCUAUUUUUUUCAUGGAACAACAUUGAAGAAAUGACACAUCGCAGUAGUUAGCGCUCAGCUUGUAUAAGAGUGUAAAUUUACCGUCACCUCAAAAUAUCUCAUCACACAGCCGUUAAUGUCGAAACGGCUUGCAACCAAAGUGAGUACACCCCUGAGUGAAAAUGUCCAAAUUAGGCCCCAAAAGGUGCACUUAUUGUGAGAUACUUUGUUAUUUGUUGUAAAUAAAUAGUUUCCAGACAAAAUAAGUGAAAUUGGACAGUAAACCCCUCGAACUAAUGUGCCGUGGGACAGUGUUUGGAAAUCACUGCACAGAGGGGCAGUCAGCAGAUUGGGUUUUGCAAGUAUUGGCUUUGUUGUUUUUGUUUUUGAAACAAUAACAAAAUCUACCUCAUACAUGUUGAGAUGAUGAGAUGUGGUCUGUGCAAAAACAGUUAACAGCUAAAGAGACUUUAUUGUACUGUGACGUCUGAAAAGUCAAACGCUAGCUUUGUUUUCAUGAGUUCCCCCCGCAGCAGCCAUUUUCACAUAGUAAAGCAGUAGGUAAUCCAGAGAAACAUGAUAUAUAGAUGUACAUAUUUAUUCUUUUCUUCUUUCAUCAUAAUGGCCGCAUCCAUCGGUUCAUCCUCCAUGAACCAGGAAGUAGUCCGCUAAAGCUGUGCGCACACAUACCGAUGUUUAAAAUCUUAACCAGUCUGACAAGGAAGAAAAGAAAAAAAAAGUUCUUACUGCGCUAAUCGUCGAGAUGACCGACACGGCACACCGCGCAUGUACUGAUAGCUAAACCGACAAUCGUGAGCCUCUUGCCGUAAACCAGAAGUCUGGCGCAGUACCAAGACAAGUGGGUCCUAAUUGUCUUUCGUUCCACAGCUCGGCCAAACACUGAACAGGUUUAAUAUGUACGAUUGUCGGUCCAAACUGUUUUCUGAAAGGAUCAGGGAGGGAAAAUCCUUCUUAGCUCACCUCACUCCACAGGAUAAUCGCUCAGGAUAUUCUUUUAGAGACAUCCGAUUACCAGGCUUUUACUGAGAAAAACGUUAAAAUUGUGCACAAUUAUCUGUACGUGUCUACCAUGCUUUGGCAACAAAUAAAUAUUUUAAAAAAUG